AUGUUCUGUAUCGGGGGCCGACACACGCGCCGCCGACUGGCCAUCAACACGGAGUUGGCUGCCUUUGAUAACGAGACAACCCGUCGUCGACGACCGAGGUCAGCACAGUACCUAGCACUUCAGUCAACGGUCGACAAGAUGCUCUGCCGUGUCGGAAGGGAGCAGCCAGGCCUGCUGCUAUGCGACAACUAUCCGGCUGUCACACGCACGUAUCCGGAUAUUGACGACACGGUCGGCCGCGAAAUUAUUGGCAGGCCAUAG
This is a messenger RNA of Sporothrix brasiliensis 5110, 261 nucleotides long. RefSeq lists its product as uncharacterized. Bases 1 to 261 code for a protein of 86 amino acids. The record is from RefSeq and is a predicted model, not a curated record. The transcript has a single exon. Lineage: Eukaryota; Fungi; Ascomycota; Sordariomycetes; Ophiostomatales; Ophiostomataceae.